Messenger RNA from Anthostomella pinea, 495 nucleotides. NCBI's taxonomy places the organism in Eukaryota, Fungi, Ascomycota, Sordariomycetes, Xylariales, Xylariaceae. The record is from the annotation of a GenBank genome assembly.
AUGAGUGGAGUUGGCGGCCAAGGGCCUCGAAUCGCACAGGAUGUGAUCGUCGAGACUACAUUUCGAACUAUUUCCACACCUUCCGGCUACACCAAGCCAUUUCAGGUCUCAGCAGGCCUGGUACCCAAUGGCACCUUCCCUGCCAAUCUCAUGAUAGGCAGGACCGUUUUCUAUACUUGGUGCUUCCAAUUCGGCAAUGGAUCAAUCACUCUGACCAACUACCUAUCGUCUCCAAUACUCAAGCCGAUACCACAAGACCGAGCGCACCUCUUUUCAGAGCCUGCGUACAAGGCAGACGAGCCCGUCAGAGAAGGACCAGCCAAGGAGAUCAAAGUCAAAUGGAGUCACAACACCCCCACAGACAACGCCAGAUCAACGAAUACCUGGCGUCAUACGAGAGGGAUUUUCCUGGCUUAUUUGACCCUGCCAAACGACGUACCGACGUUCUCUCAAAGACUGUACACACAAUCGAUACAGGAGACUCUCUACCAGUGA